Molecule: messenger RNA, 2014 nt
Organism: Lates calcarifer (barramundi perch)
Lineage: Eukaryota; Metazoa; Chordata; Actinopteri; Centropomidae
Product: mixed lineage kinase domain-like protein
Exons: 5
Coding region: 17-931 (304 amino acids)
Biological process (GO): protein phosphorylation; cell surface receptor signaling pathway
Molecular function (GO): ATP binding; protein kinase activity
Source: RefSeq, a predicted model, not a curated record
UCUCCAGCUGGUCAUCAUGGACUUCAUAGAGCCCAUCCUGUCCGUUGCCUCAGAGAUCUACGCCCUGGUUGAGAAGGUGAAAGCCAAUAGGAAGCGCUGCCACCGUGUUUCUGACCGAGUCAAAGCCCUGGAGGAGCUGGUGAGGUCCAUCAGACAAAGGGAGAUGUUCCAAUCCUCUGACGAAUUAGAAAAAUCCCUCAAAGAACUCUCCAUCACUCUGAAGUCAGCAGAGCAACUCAUCAAGAAGUACACCUUGGCCAACUGGGUGGAGCGCAUCCUGAACUCCAGCAGCCAUGAAGACGAGUUCAAAAGUAUGAAUGAACGCCUCAGUGAUGCCUUCCAGGUGCUGUCUGGAGCUCUGCAGGUGGAGCAGGGGAACAUGCUGUCCUGGACCAAGAAAGCUUGUAUGUGUCUGGAUGCAGCACAAGGACUCUACAGGUCAAGUCAAGGUACUGAAGUCAGUGCUUGCUGGGAUUGCUUCCAGCCCAUUGAAUGUUGGUAUUUAGGGGUAGGGAGGACAAUAAACAAAGUGUUGAUGUUUUUUUCUCAGCUGGGAGGUUUGGAGCUGGUGGAAACGGAGAUGUCACUGAAAAAGUCAACAAACCACAAAGAGACCAGGUCCCUGUGCUACUCCUCUCCUCAGAUGCUCAGUGAUAUCAGCCACUACAGCAAAGAGUGUGAAAUGUACAGCUUUGGUAUCGUCAUGUGGGAAGUUGCAACACGUAAGAGACCUUUUGAAGGUUGCUCAGGUGAGGAAAUCUAUAAGAAAGUGUACGAAGAGAGGUAUCAAGAACCACUUCCUGAUGACUGUCCUGAACCACUGGGACAUCUGAUCAACGCCUGCCGGGCCUAUGACAACUUCCAGAGACCAUCUGCUGGAGUGCUGGUGGACAAACUGCGCACCUUGGUGGCACAGUUAGAGGAGCGGUAAACUCUUGAAAGCUCUUCAACCUCUGCCUCUUUGUCAUCAGUACUCAGGGUGUAUGAAGGUUGAGAUGUGUACAAGCAGCGCAGUAACUUAAAUGUUUUAAAUUAACGUAUAUUAACCUGUAUGGGAGGAACUGCUGACUCAAGUCAUUUUAUCGCAGCUUGGAGAACCCAUAGAUAAAAAUGCUUUAUCUACAGUGCAACAUUUGUCAACCUCAGGCCAAUAGGCAUCCACUAGUCUGUGUAUCCUCUCUUCAUAAAUGAGUGAUAUAUACACUGAGGAGCCAUAACAAUAUGACCACCCACCUAGGUUCCCCUUAUGCCACCAAAACAGCCCUGACCCAUUGAGGCAUGGACUCCACUAGACCUCUGAAGUUAUGUUGUAAUAUUUGGCACCAAGCCGUCAGUAGCAUAUUCUUUAAGUCCAGCACAUCCCACAGAUGCUCAGUUGGAUUGAGAUCUGGAGAAUUUUAGGCCAAGUCAACACCUCAAAACUGUUGUGUUCCUUAAACCAUUCUUGAACCAUUUUUGCAGAGCGGCAGGGAGCAUCAUCCUUCUGCCAUCUGGGAAUACUAUUUACUAUUUCCAUGAAGGGGCUGGACUCGGUCAGCAGCAAGUUUUUGUAGGUUGUACGUGUCAAAGUAACAUUCACGUGAAUGGUAGAACCCAUGGUUUCCCAGCAGGAUGUUUCCCAAAACAACAGCAUCCGCUGGCUCACUCUUCUUCCCGUAGUGCAUCCUGGUGCCAUCGUCCCUCUUCUUUGUCAAGCUGUGGCAUCAAAAUAAAAACACAGAAAGUAUUCUGUUUGUCCAUUCUGGGCUACUGUAGAAACAUGGCGGCACAACAUGGCAGACUGUGGAAGAGGACCAGCAGGUCAUGCAUGCAUUAUUUUUUUGUUAAUUCAACUAGACAACCAUUUGCCAGCUAUUUCUAUUAUUUUGUCAAUCCCAUUCGUAUCAAUGAGGGUAGGCUAAAUAACAGAAACACCCUUUUGUAUAAUGUAAUAUAGUUCAUCAACAUCACAAACUACAUCCUCCAAAAUGAUCUCGCAGCUUCAGCAACACCUCUAAAACAGCACCAAUAAAAA